Molecule: messenger RNA, 303 nt
Organism: Symbiodinium necroappetens
Lineage: Eukaryota; Dinophyceae; Suessiales; Symbiodiniaceae
Source: the annotation of a GenBank genome assembly
AUGGCCCGCCUGGUCACGGUAACGCUCGCAUGCGCAUUCCUGUCGUCGGGCGCGAUGCGCUCCGAUUCUGCAAGCCAGGAGACUGCUGCAAACGCGACGGGUGAGAGCAUACCAAUUAUUCACUGCUGUUAUGGUGGGAGUGUUGCGUCGGCCGGCAAAGUGUGCAAAGUCGUGAACGAGUUCAUGACAGGAGACUUCUGCAAAGACUACGACGAUCCAAGCAACGGGCGCCCUCUGCGUGUCGACUGGACCGGUGGCUGCGAGCAUGCUCAUCAUUGUCCCGAGCUGUCGUCGUCGAAGUAG